GUGUGUGUCAUGAGCUACAGUGGAUAUGACAUUGAGGACGCUCAGGUGUACAACCGCUGCUCACUUGAUCGUGGUUAUGGUCGAUGCGUCGUUCUUCGGAAGCACGAGGUGGAUUUGGAACGGCUUCCAAAUGGGGAGUACGAAAUCAUUCUUCCCCCUGAUUCCAAUGCUGGCAAAUGCAAGGCGCUUAACAGUGAUGGCAUUGCCAGCAAAGGGGCUAUUGUGCGCCAAUUUGACAUUCUAGUUAACAAGUAUACACCGGUGGCAUCCUUGGAGCCCCGACCCAAUCCUCUUGUGUACAAGUACCCCCAGCCCGCCGUCGUGGACCACGUGGUUAUUUUGCCUCCCGGUGACUCCGAACGCUCGAUGGAUGUGGAGCAGAAAAUUAAGGUUAUCACAAGGGAGGUUCGUGUACCGGAGCCGGGCGAUAAAUUUUCGUCACGGCACGGCCAGAAGGGUGUUGUUGGUCUUAUCACAGAUGGAGUCAACAUGCCCUUCAAUGAAAAGGGCAUAAGCCCCGAUAUGAUCAUGAACCCCCAUGGGUUCCCGAGUCGAAUGACAGUCGGUAAGCUACUGGAGUUGGUUAGUUCAAAGGUUAGCGCUCUUACGGGUACAUUUGGAGAUGGUACGGCGUUUGGCGGAGACAAUGCGGAGGAUUUGGGCAUGCACCUGCUACGAAACGGCUUUAACUACCAUGGGAAGGAUGUAUUUUACUCCGGCAUUACGGGUGAGAUCAUGCAGGCUUAUGUGUUUUUUGGCCCUAUUUACUACCAACGUCUCAAACACAUGGUCACAGAUAAGAUGCACGCUCGUGCCACCGGUCCACGUUCAAUGUUGACUAGACAACCGACGGAGGGUAGAUCUCGCAGUGGUGGUCUUCGCGUGGGCGAAAUGGAACGGGAUUGCAUGGUUGGUUAUGGUGCUUCAAAUCUAUUGAACGAACGACUACUUCUUAGCUCCGAUCUUUUUACCGUGGAUACAUGCCGCUCGUGUGGAUUUCUGGGGUACUGUGGUUACUGUCCGUACUGUAAUACAAAGAACACAGUGUCACAUGUAAACGUUCCCUAUGCGUUCAAGCUGCUUCUACAGGAGCUUCAAGGCAUGGGCAUAAGCACAAGACUUUCAUUAGAUUUUAUUGGCCAGCAUUAA
Messenger RNA from Trypanosoma cruzi, 1149 nucleotides. RefSeq names its product DNA-directed RNA polymerase III subunit, putative. Gene Ontology annotation, cellular component: RNA polymerase III complex. The transcript has a single exon. The record is from RefSeq and is a predicted model, not a curated record. Gene Ontology annotation, molecular function: ribonucleoside binding; DNA binding; DNA-directed RNA polymerase activity. The annotation marks the transcript as partial. Gene Ontology annotation, biological process: DNA-templated transcription. Lineage: Eukaryota; Euglenozoa; Kinetoplastea; Trypanosomatida; Trypanosomatidae.